Molecule: messenger RNA, 1183 nt
Organism: Cuscuta europaea
Lineage: Eukaryota; Viridiplantae; Streptophyta; Magnoliopsida; Solanales; Convolvulaceae
Source: the annotation of a GenBank genome assembly
AUCCACUUUGGCAGUCUUCAAUUCCAUCUACCGCCAACCUUUCCAUUUUCUGAUCAUCACUCCCUUCAAUCUCCAGUACUCCGCCCUUAGCUUAUUGCUAUAUAUAUUCAUUCAAACCAGCCUCUUUUUAUAUUAUCAUUAUUUUCAUUUAAAGUCCUGUCCACCAUGGUUUCAUUUCACUCAUCUUUAUCACCUCAUCAGUUGUUGGGAAGACGAUCCAAAAAUCUCCAGAACCCAGACUUCUUCGAAAUGAGUUUACCAAAAAAGAGGAAAAGGUUAGCAGAAGAAGUAUCCGAAAGGUCACAAACCCGAAUCAUCAAUUCUCUUCUUGGAAUUGAACUUCCCCUCUUGGCUCCCCUUCCCUUGGAAUGGCAGAGAUGUCUCGACAUUAAGUCCGGGCAGGUAUACUUCUACAACACAAGAACCAAGGAGAAGACAACAACGGAUCCACGGAUAAGUAGUCCGCCGGAAGAGUCACCGGCUCCAGCAAGCUUGGACCUGGAACUAAACCUAUUAUGCGGAGGAGGGUCAUCCGAGGAACAACACCACGUCGGCGACAAUUUCACGGAGACCAAAGUUACUCCCAAAAACCCUACUUGUAAUAAUAAGUUUACCAACGAUCGGUUGACCAGUUCCGAUGAAGGUGCCGGCAGUAAGAAGAGAAGUGAAGGGUUUUUAAGUCUAUCCCGGUCUCCAUCGUGGUUGAUGUUCGACGACGGAGAUCAAGAGGAGAUGGUGACGGCGGUGUGCGACAAGUGUCACAUGUUGGUGAUGGUUUGUAAGGCUACCCCGACAUGUCCGAAUUGCAAGUUUGUAAACCACCCUGCUAGUUCUCAUCAUCGGUGGCCAAUAAAGUCCGUCCUUCUGAAUUAGUUCAUUGAUGUAUAUACUUUCUUUUAAUGCUUAAUUAUGAAGUGGCAGAGAAGACUACAAACUUCCGAUGAUCCGAUCCUAAGGUGUAAUUUCGAUCAUGAUUCAUGAAUCACGCUAUUUGAAAUUAUGAUUUCGAUCGUUGAAUCUGUCUUUAAUUGAAGAAUUCUCAGGUCUUGUUGUAAUGACAAUACAUUAGAUUGGUACUUCAAGUUAGUAUUAUGUGGUGGAGAGUUGUGGAGAGUAGAGAGAAAUGUGUAAGAAAUGUUGUGAACCAUAAAUUCUUUACUAAAAAGGGAAAUUGGAAGUUUUA